Molecule: messenger RNA, 5043 nt
Organism: Lepisosteus oculatus (spotted gar)
Lineage: Eukaryota; Metazoa; Chordata; Actinopteri; Semionotiformes; Lepisosteidae
Gene: robo4
Product: roundabout, axon guidance receptor, homolog 4 (Drosophila)
Biological process (GO): cell-cell adhesion
Molecular function (GO): protein binding
Source: RefSeq, a predicted model, not a curated record
UGCGACUUUUUCAUUAUGCGAGAGGGGAGGGACUGGGCAUGCGAGUCGUAGAUCACCAGGCUUUAAUACAGGGGGUUAAAAAAAAAAAGUUUAAAGAACAUAAAAAAACAAUAAACAUAGCGAAGGUCAGAAAUAAAGAAGUGCUGCUUUUUUCCUGCCAAGUAUCCGACCUCAGUUACUCACUUGUGUGUAGAACGUCGCUCUAGUAACUUAUAUGAGUUAUCAGGCAAUAGGCAUUAAUUCCUUAACUCUUUGAAUGGCAACAGAUGAGCUCAUUCCUAAUGUGAUCAAGUGAACUUUUGCUUUUUUAUUUUGAUUUUUCAAAGCUCCUAAAUACAGUCUGCGAGUUGCCUCAAUAAUGGCAGGAUACGUUAUCGUACAGUUGUGUGUAAUGUGGGCAAUGCAUGAAAACCUUCAAGGCUCCAGGCUACAUUCUGAGGACACGGUGCCCCAGAUCGUCCACCACCCCUCGGACGUGGUUGUCCAGGUGGACAGCCCAGCCUCCCUGUCCUGCCGCGCAGAGGGGCACCCAGAGCCCACCAUCGAGUGGUACCGCAACGGGGUGCCGGUGGAGACCAGCAGGCCGGCUGGCCAGUCGCAUCCCAUCAUUCUCCCAGACGGGAGCCUGUUCUUCCUGCGCGUGACACCCGGCAGGCGGGGCCACUCCGAUGAGGGCGUCUACGCCUGCGUGGCCCGCAACAGCCUGGGCCUGGCCACCAGCCGCAACGCCACACUGCACAUCGCAGCCCUAAGGGAGGAGUUUCGCACCCAGCCCAGCGAUGUGGAGGUGGCAGUGGGCGAGCCAGCGGUCUUGAACUGCACCCCGCCCAGAGGGCACCCUGAGCCCAAUGUCACCUGGAAGAAGGAUGGGACGCUCAUCGACAGGAUGGAUGAGCGCUACAGUAUUCUGAAUGGGAGGCUGGUUAUUCCUCAUGCCCAGAAGAACGACUCGGGCGUCUAUAUCUGUGUGGCAACCAACACAGUUGGGGUACGAGAGAGCAGAGCUGGACGUCUGACGGUUUUGGAGAGGCCAAUAUUCACCCAGAAGCCCCAGGAUGUCACUGCAAUGGUGGGUGGCUCAGUGCAGUUCACCUGCAGAGUGCAGGGAGACCCGAUGCCUGCUGUUCAUUGGAGCCGUGACCAGGGGCUGCUGCCCUACGGGAGGUAUGUGGUGAAUUCAGAUCACAGCCUACAGAUCCACUACGUCACAGCUCAGGAUGCUGGGAGAUACACUUGCAUUGCGGCCAAUGAAGUGGGCUCCUCGUCCAGCAGUGCUGUUCUCUCAGUGCAGGAAGCACUGGACACAGGGCAGAAGGAGCUGCACAGAGAGCUGUCCAGCGUGCGAGUGGAUCUGGAGAGCGUCGCUGUGCAGCCCGCCUCCUCCAAUAUGGUGCUGCUGUACUGGAAGGCGCAACUAACUCCACCACAGCCUCACUACUUGGAUGGCUACGGGGUCCUGUACCGCCCCCUUCUGCCGGCCAGCUCUGAUUGGGUGGAGAAGAGGGUGGCUCUGGAGACCAGCGCUGUGAUUGGCCCACUCAAGAGAGGUUACAAGUACGAGUUUAAGGUACGGCCCCACGGAGGGGGCCUAUAUGGGCGCGAGAGCAACUCCAGGCACCUCUGGAUUCCAGAGGAAGUCCCCAGCGCCCCUCCUCAGCGUAUCUCUGUGAUGCUGGCGGUGGGCAGGAAUGAUACAGCUCAGGUGAGCUGGGAGCCGCCUCCCCAUGAGGCUCACAAUGGGAUCAUCAGGGGCUACCAGGUCUGGUGUUCCUUUUCUGUGGGUCAUCAGUCCUCCAACUGGACAGUGGACAGUGGGACUCACAGCCUGGAGAUGGGGUCACUAGAGCCUGGCACACAGUACUGGAUCAGAGUGGCAGCUCUCAAUGGAGCAGGAGUUGGGGUGCCAAGUGAACCCCAUAGCCUCUUCAUAGAGCCCCAAGAGGCCUUAACUUCAAAACCUCCCAGCCAAACUGCCAUGGAGCAAGUCCUGGGGGUCGUGCGAGGCCCCAUUUUCAUUGGCAGUGCUGGUGCCCUUCUCUGGGUGGCCCUGAUGGGUUCAGUGGUGUGUCUGUACCGUCGCCACUCGAGGAACACAGAGCUGAAACACGCCCAUCGCCAAGCUGCAGGCUUGUACAGACUGGCCAGUGAGGACCUCAUCAUCAAACACAGAAUGGCAGUGCCAGACUCCCCCUGGAUCUCCAGUGCAUGGAAAUCUGCCCCCUGCUCCGAGCGCUACCCUGGGCUGUGGGCCCAGAGCCAGGAGAACCCAGGCUUCAGGAAGACCACAUUACCUUUAAAGGGAACAAAGAAGCCGUGUCCUCAAGAAACAGCUGUCCCUAUUGUACCCGAUAGCUGUGGCCUCUAUGGCACCUUUUAUGUAGACUUGUCUGGAGCGGGUUUGAAGACAUUCAACAGCCCUGCUCGAUGCACUAAGAUCCCACACUGCAGUCCUAAGGUGUCGGAUCCAAUCCGUUUCUCUCAGCCGGUGUUUAACACAAGUGCCAGCCGAGAUACACAGGUGUUACCUUGGAAACAGGCCCUUCCUGUCCAGCCCAACAUGGGUGUGCUCAAAGAAUCCUGGGAGAAGAACUAUAAGAGAGAACUUCAUGCAGUCAACAGUGCUCCUUUGGUGUCUACAAGCCAGCAAUCAGGAGCACUUAGGAGUGUGCCCACUUCAAACCUACAGAGACUGACUGAUCAUCCACGAGGUGCCCUUCCGGAGUGCCCCAAGCUGGCUGGUUCCCCGAGGGUCCUGCACUACUCGGCAUCACUCCGUCUGAUCGACAUGCUGCCUGCCCUGCCCCCUCUGCCUCAGACUGACCACGACACCCACAGCCUGAGCUCCGAGGAGGAAUCCAGCAGGUCCACCAGGCUGACGGUGGACGGGGGCUCCGUGCGGUCUAUAGGAGACACUUCCCGAACCCCAGCGGCGGUGAAGGCCGACUGCCCCUCACACCCCAGCCUCUCCUACAGCCGCCUCUCGACUGCCUCCUUCUGUCUGUCCGUGGACGAGGAGACUGAUGGCGCCCUCACUCACCAGGAGGUGGCUCGGUACCUGGAACUGAGCCCCAAGGUCAAGAGACACAGAGCUUUGGCUGAAAGUCCGACUUCACCACCUCGUCCAUUUUCACCCACACCGACAUUUGGAUACAUCUGCGGCCCUUUGCCCUCUGACCUGGAAGCAGAAGAUGUGAGCGAGGAUCUGGACUUGGACCUGGCGGGGUCGCGCCAGCUCUGCCCUCGAGGGGGGGUGCCCAGACGCUGCCACACCCCCUCGUCCUGUGGCAGCGAAUGGGAGGGCUCGCUGUGGAAUGGCUGGGGCUCCGUGUCAGGGGGCAACACGCCAAGCGCCCGUGCCAGCCUGCUCAGCUCCUCGGAUGGCUCCUUCAUGAACGAUGCCAACUUCGCCAGGGUCCUGGCUGUCGCCGCGGAAACACUGGGCGGCAGUUCUUUUUCUGAUUUCUCCCCCCCCGCCUCGCCCUUGAGUGGGCUCCCCCCCCCCUACGAGGCCUGUUUCGGGGAGCGGGCCCCCCUGCCGGCGUGGGACUGGAGCACGGCGUGGAUGGAGGAGAUGGAGGCUCAGUACGGUGCCCCAAGGGGCUGGGGAGAGAGGCUGGGGGCCGCGGUUCCGGAGCCCCGAGGUCCACCCCAGGACAGCGGGAAGGAGGCAGAGGGCAAGGGGGGGUAGAGAACUCCAGAAAGUGGCAUCAUCUGAGCGGAACGCACUGUGACCCCCCAUUUCCCAAAGCCUGCCUGCCUCAAACUGUACCAGCGCCUGCCAAGGCGCUGCGCCCCCGUCCCGAAUACCUCAGCACAGACCCUCCCCCUCGCCCUCUCCAGCUGGGGCUCCUCCUUACAGACCUCCUUUCAGGAGGGCCCCCUCUGUUCCAUCCCAGAAUCGAAGGAUGCAAUUAGUGUAAAUAAAGCAAAUGCUAAUUGGCAGAUAAUUGAAAGCAGAAAUGUAGCAGGGCAUGGGCUGAUCUGCUGUUAGGGUGCAUUUUCUGUGGAACCUUUGGUUUUACAUACUGCUGGAUUUGGGGGGAAAGUUUCCCUUUUUUUGGGGGGGAACACCCUUGUACAGAGCCCUAGAUGAGAACCACUGCACUAGAGGAUGCAAAAAAAGCAAAGUAGAACUGUAGAUCCUUACUAAGUGUAGGGUGGUUAUUUUAAAGUACUGGGAGAAAAGGUUUUGGCCUUAAAUUGUCCCGGUCUGCUGAUAUAAUAUUCACCCUGCUCUUUCUGGCUGUAGUCAUGACAGUUCCCAUCGCCUUGGUGUUAACAUCAAAUUGACUGCAUUUCUGCAGCGCUGUAACACAUUCCCAAAAGACUCCAGAGAAUAUUAUCUAUUGAUCUGAUUUACAUGGAAUAAAACUCAAAGUGCAAUCCAUUUAGUUCCUAAAUGCAUCUUUUCCCUUCCUCUAAAGCAAGAAGAAUGACAAUAGUGCCUUUCAUUGUGCUUCUACUUUUGCAGUUGUUUAUCUUCAUUUUGCUUAUAUUUCCAGCCUUGGUUCUAAGCUUUUUUUUUUAAUCAAUCAGAAUUUUCUUAAAAGCAUUUCCAUGCCUGUUUUGGUGCUUUCAGCCACUUUAAUUUUAUGAGAAACGCUAAGGCACUGUAAGUAUUAUUUUAUGACAUAAAAAUGGGAUUCUACUGCAUUAUUGUUAGGACAAGGAUUCAGAAACCAGUUUUAAAUGUACCUUUUCUUUGCUGUCAGGGACAUUUGGACAAAUAUAGAAAUCAGUUUUAAAUUUCAUGCAAUUUGGCAUAGGAUAUCUGAAGAAAUGUAUACAAGCAAACCAAUUAGUUAUAUAUUUAAGGGAUUUUUGUAGUACAGGAAUAGGCAGUAUUUUACUAAGAUUGGACUAAUAUAAUUGUAUUAAAUUAGUAUGAUGAUCAAGAGGAUUAACAUAUCAUGCUAUAGAAGAGUAUCAUUGUAAAUAGGUUUUUCUGUAUUUUGAAGAAUUCUACUUAACUGUGACACUUUAAGUUCUGAAGUGACUAACACUGGCUUUACUGAUGUAAAUAAAAUAUGUUUUUAGAUUUUA